Leptosia nina is the source of this 420-nucleotide messenger RNA. NCBI's taxonomy places the organism in Eukaryota, Metazoa, Arthropoda, Insecta, Lepidoptera, Pieridae. The record is from the annotation of a GenBank genome assembly.
AUGGCUGGGACGUAUUACUUUGUGAUUGUAGGCCACUCUGAUAAUCCGAUUUUUGAAAUGGACUUUAUUCCAGUGACUAAGGAAGUUAAGAAAGAGGACAAUAGACAUCUCAAUCAAUUCAUUGCUCACGCAGCACUCGAUUUAGUCGAUGAACAUAUGUGGAAAGGCACAAGUACCUAUCUUAAAUCUGUAGAUAAGUUCAAUCAGUGGUUUGUGUCUGCAUUUGUCACAGCUAGUCAGAUGCGUUUUAUAAUGGUGCAUGAUUCAAGAAAUGAAGAUGGAAUAAAAAAUUUCUUCACUGAUGUAUAUGAAGCGUACAUAAAACUUAUGUUGAACCCAUUUUACAAAGAAGAUACUGCUAUUACAUUUCCAGCAUUUGAGAAGAGGGUUCAAUUGCUUGGUAAGAAGUAUCUUACAUAG